GUUUAUCUACCUCUUUGAGAGAUCAUAUGCGGAGGCCUGAGGGGCGGGGCCGAAGGAGCCUAGGUCCAGCGUGACUGCGGGGGAAGUGCUGCGAGCUCGGGUGAGCUAUGGGGUUGCUCAGCAUCCUGAAGAAGAUGCGGCAGAAAGAGCGCGAGCUGCGACUGCUCAUGCUGGGCUUAGACAAUGCUGGCAAAACCACCAUCCUGAAGAAGUUCAAUGGGGAUGAUAUUGACACCAUCUCACCCACAUUAGGGUUCAACAUCAAGACGCUGGAGCAUCGUGGCUUCAAGCUGAACAUCUGGGAUGUGGGGGGCCAGAAGUCCCUGCGCUCUUACUGGAGGAACUACUUUGAGAGCACGGAUGGCCUCAUCUGGGUGGUAGACAGUGCCGACCGCCAGCGUCUGGAGGACUGCAAAAGGGAACUGCAGAGCCUUCUGGUGGAAGAGCGCUUGGCAGGAGCCACCUUGAUCAUCUUUGCCAAUAAACAGGACCUGCCAGGGGCCCUAAGUGCUAACGCCAUCCAAGAGGUUUUGGACCUGGACAGCAUCCAUAGCCACCAUUGGUGUAUCCAAGGCUGCAGCGCUUACACUGGAGAGAAUUUGCUAGCAGGCAUCGACUGGCUAUUGGAUGAUAUCUCCAGCCGGAUAUUCACAGCAGACUGAGUCACAGUAGGGGCAGGUGUACCCCGCCACCCCCAUGCACGUGUGUAGCUGGGGGCUCAGACUCCAUUUAUCAGCCACUAAGACAGCUGGGCCUGCCCUCUGACCCAGGAUGCAGUUUGGCCAUGAGCAUCUUCCAGAUCAAAGUCUGGGGCAGGGACUGUUUCUGCUGAGCAUGGUCCUUGGACAGGUCUUGGCUGCAAAGGAGCAGAGUUGGGAUGCUGGGGGCAAGGGAGAAGAGGCUUCCUUCUCCCUAUUCUCUGUAUGGAGUUGUAUCCCGUGUAUAUCUUAAUAAAGCUGCUGCUAUGAUUCAGAUGUA
This is a messenger RNA of Heteronotia binoei (common prickly gecko), 978 nucleotides long. RefSeq names its product ADP ribosylation factor like GTPase 2 (gene ARL2). The coding region runs from base 108 to 662 and encodes 184 amino acids. The transcript has 5 exons. Gene Ontology annotation, biological process: protein folding. The record is from RefSeq and is a predicted model, not a curated record. Gene Ontology annotation, molecular function: GTP binding; GTPase activity. NCBI's taxonomy places the organism in Eukaryota, Metazoa, Chordata, Lepidosauria, Squamata, Gekkonidae. Gene Ontology annotation, cellular component: microtubule cytoskeleton; cytoplasm.